Metarhizium album ARSEF 1941 is the source of this 1050-nucleotide messenger RNA. Its product is annotated as Fatty acid hydroxylase. The transcript has a single exon. Bases 1 to 1050 code for a protein of 349 amino acids. Gene Ontology annotation, molecular function: C-4 methylsterol oxidase activity; iron ion binding. NCBI's taxonomy places the organism in Eukaryota, Fungi, Ascomycota, Sordariomycetes, Hypocreales, Clavicipitaceae. The record is from RefSeq and is a predicted model, not a curated record. Gene Ontology annotation, biological process: ergosterol biosynthetic process.
AUGGAGGUGAAACGCAACCCCAAAGACUCGAUGAAAUCUACUUGGCGGCGCUCUCCUCGCUCUGAGUGGACCAUCUACCAUCGUCUCAUAGAAAGACUUGACAUUCAUCACGCCUAUCUCGACAAACCCGUGCCAGUACAUUCAAAAGAUGACCCGGUGCCAUACUUGCCGGAAUGGCAGGUGCACAGAUGGAUCUUGAUCCAUGCCGCUGUCCCCUUGGCUAUUCACCAAGCUGUUGUUCAUUUCACAGGACGCAAUCUCAGCGUAAUCGGUGCAUUUGCUCUAUACCACGUCUUCUUCUCACUCAAUGGCAUCCGCGAGAUGCGACUUCUCCGCCAUCUAGGCCACACCUACGGCUUCCUUGACGGAGACAAGCAUGAACGAGAUGGCGUGCCGGACGUUGGAGUCAAAAAGGUCUUCAUGUCAAUAUUCUCGGCAUCCAACAUUCGCCCCAUGCUAGUCGUUAUGCUCGCCUACAGAAAGAGCCAGCUCCCUUCCUCCAUGAGCUGGGCAUGGCUCCCCGUCGAAAUUGCACUAUACGGCCUGGCGGUCGACUUCUGGUUCUACUGGUACCACAGACUGAUGCAUGACGUGGGCAGCCUGUGGCAGUUCCAUCGCACCCAUCACCUGACCAAACACCCCAACCCCUUGCUGAGUCUGUAUGCGGAUGGCGUCCAGGAAAUGUUUGACACGAUUGUCAUUCCGUUGCUUGCGUUCUACACCAUGAGGAAAGGAUUUGGGUUGCCCAUGGGCUUUUACGAACUGUGGAUUUGUCACCAAUACCUGCUCUUUACAGAGGUCAUGGGGCACAGCGGGCUGAGAAUUUAUGCGACUGCGCCGACACCACUGAGCUGGUUGUACCGAUGGCUUGGGGUAGAAGGUAUCAUUGAAGAUCAUGACUUGCAUCACCGCAAUGGUUGGAAGAGCAGUUUCAAUUACGGCAAGCACUCGCGUAUUUGGGACACGAUUUUCGGCACGACGACGGAUCGGGUGGAGUGCCAGGCGGGAAAUAUCGACCAUGUCAACACAGCGUCAAUUCCGAUGUGGUGA